Trachemys scripta elegans is the source of this 719-nucleotide messenger RNA. Its product is annotated as histone H2B 8. Lineage: Eukaryota; Metazoa; Chordata; Testudines; Emydidae. Gene Ontology annotation, molecular function: structural constituent of chromatin; DNA binding; protein heterodimerization activity. The coding region runs from base 23 to 403 and encodes 126 amino acids. Gene Ontology annotation, cellular component: nucleosome. The transcript has a single exon. The record is from RefSeq and is a predicted model, not a curated record.
UGUGAGAGAACACAGACCAAAAAUGCCGGAGCCAGCAAAAUCUGCUCCCGCUCCCAAGAAGGGCUCUAAAAAAGCUGUGACUAAGACUCAGAAAAAGGGCGAUAAGAAGCGCAGAAAGACGAGGAAGGAGAGUUAUUCCAUCUACGUGUACAAAGUGCUGAAACAAGUUCACCCGGACACCGGUAUCUCCUCUAAGGCCAUGGGGAUCAUGAACUCCUUUGUGAACGACAUCUUCGAGCGCAUUGCGGGGGAAGCGUCUCGCCUGGCUCAUUACAACAAGCGUUCAACCAUCACUUCCCGGGAGAUCCAGACCGCUGUGCGCCUGCUUCUGCCGGGGGAGCUGGCCAAACAUGCCGUGUCUGAGGGCACCAAGGCCGUCACCAAGUACACCAGCUCCAAGUAAAUAGUUUGUUAUAAGACUACGAACACCUUUAACCCAAAGGCUCUUUUAAGAGCCAUCCACUUUAUCACCCAAGGAGCUCUAAUAUCACUAACUGCUGCUGCUUGUGUUCUUCAAACUACAACAAAGUGUAUUUUUUAAAACAAACUGUAUUUGUGCUUUAGUUUCAGGCAACUUGUUAAAGCAUUUUUUAAAAUUGCAUAUGCCCCCUAUAUCGAGGGGGGACUGAUUUCGUUUUAGUAAAUGGCAUUGUCAAUUUAAACUAUAUAGGGGUUUCAAUUUUUAAGGAAAAAAUGUAGGUGUUCCUCGUCCUUCUCGU